CUGCCACAGGCGGCCCCAUUGGAGACGCUUCAUACUGAGCAGCAAAAUGGCCGCCCGUCAACCGACUGACUCCACAGCGCUUUGAAAUUCAAAUUCUUCUGCACAUUCGGGUUUACACCAUUACAACGUUAGUACUUAUUUACGCGCCGGGAGCUCGCUGCGCUUGUGUUUUCCACCACUUACUUGACUCCACCGCUCGGGCGUCGCUGUUCUCGACGCCUCGACGAAUGCCUCAAAAAGCUAGAAAAGAAAAAUUCGCACUGAAGCACUUUAGCUAAGCUAUCCAGCUAGCGCCGCUAGCUCCUCUUCAUAUGUGAUUCUUGAGAAAAGAGUAUCAGGACAGGAGCAGUAGUUCAUGGAAGACAAGAAAAGGAAAAAAGACGACAAAAGGAAAAGGGAAGCCUCUCAGAAGGUUGCAGAACAAAAAAACAAAGUGCCAGACUUGACCAAGCCGGCGUCUGCCCAGUCUCCUGCCACUCAGAGCAGCUCUGCCUCCCCUAGCCCUGGACCCACCCCCUCUGCCUCCCCAUCCCCAGCCACCUCAGGCCCUGGCAGUGCUGCCCCCCCAUCACAGGGCGGCAACAAUGCCAAGCGCCUGGGGGUGGCCAACGGACAGCCCACCUCCACCACCAGUUCUUCCUCCACCGCUGGCGGCCCCGGUGCUGCUGGAAACGGCAGUACAAGUAGCGGAGGCGGAGCCCAGGCGCCUCAGCAGCAACCGCGCUACAUGCCGAGAGAAGUGCCCCCGCGAUUCCGCUGCCAGCAGGACCAUAAAGUGCUACUGAAGAGGGGUCAGCCGCCACUGUCCUCCAUGCUGCUGGGAGGGGGAGGAGGAGGGGAUGGCCCAAAUGCAAACAUGGCUGCUGUCUCAGACACUGGUGCGGUUACCUCCUCAUUGGCCCUCACCUCAUCAUCAGCUGCUGCUUCUACUACUACUUCUAAUUAUGCAAAUUCCAUGUGGGGGGCGAGCUCAGGCAGCCAGACCUCCUCUCAGGGCAGGGAGAAGGUGAUUGUCGAUGGCAACAACCUGGAGGAGUGGCCUAGCAUCGCUGGCAGUGAUGGCGGAUCAGCUUCAUUCACCAGGGCUGGAGGCGGCGGCGGCGGCGGCGGCGGCGGCAGCAGCAGCAGCAGCAGCAGCAACAAUGGAAUGCCUGUGAACAGCAUCAGUGCCUCUGGCAACCAUUCCUCACCCACUUCCUCAUUCUCUUUGCCCAAUGAAUGUAUGCAGUCGUCCAAUGGUGUGGCAUGGGGGACGGCUGCCACCCAGGGUCAUCUUGGAGGAGGGAGUGCAGUAGCUACAGCUGGGCCUCUGCUACAACAGCCCUCCUCAAUUUCCAAAGCCUCCACUGUGCCAGGGAGCCAUGAUACCAGUGGCCCCGUCGAUGGAAGCAGUGGGAUUCCAGGUGCCAACUUCAAUCCAAAUGCCAACCCUUCGGCCUGGCCUGCCCUUGUGCAGCAGGAUGGGCCCGCUGCUGCAGGGGAAGGAGGUCCGUCUUCCUUCCAUCACCAGGGCCCUGGAGGGUCUUUGUCUGCCAACAACUCUGCUUCCCUGGGGCCGGGAAGCGGGGCAGUCGGGGUGCUGGGGGGUCACCCACCUUUAUCUGUGAAUCAAUCAAGCACCCAUCAGCACCAACUUCACCAAAUGCAAUCCAGAGACAGAGAGAUGGGAGGGGGAAAGUGGGAAAGUGAAUCAGCGGGACCAAAAAUCGCAGGUGGGGAAGGGAUUGGGGGAGGAAUGGACCGUGGUGUGGGAGGAUGCGGAAUGAGUGUGGGAGACCACAACCUUGCCUCCUCAUGGAGAGGCCAGCCUUCUUACCCUGCAGCUAACUCCAAAACGGGUGCCUCAAGGACUGAUGGAUGGGAGGGCGGAGGUGCUGGCACAGGGGGAUUCGGAGCUGCUGAAGGUGAUAAUGGGACCUCAGGUUGGGGUUAUUCAAGUUCCGCCAGUGGGGCUAAUGCUUGGGGUAGUGCUGGAACUGGAGGAAACAGUAGUCAAACCGCUGGGGUAUCUCAGGGAGGGUGGGGGUCAUCAGGAGUAGGAGGGGAGAGAGGAGUUUCUGGUGGUGAUUGGGGUGGGAGCUCCACUGGUAUUGGAGGAGCUAAACCUGGAGGAGAGGGAAUGAGUGGAGCCUGCAGCAGUACCAGCAGCAGUAGUGGGGGUAGCGCAGCUGGCAACCCCCCAGCCACCACCUCAUCCUCCUCAACAGCCACCACUUUGACCAGAGUCUGGGACAAUCAGAAGGGAGAGGGUGAAACAGGGGAAUGGGGUGGGGGAGAAGGAGGACAGGAAGCACGGGGAGGAUCUUCAUCUAGCGGCGGAAACUCCAGAAAUGGGAGCGGACCUAACAGCCGUUACAAUUGUCCUCGCCCGGCACCUAAUGCUGAAGCUGCCUUACAGAAUCUUCUAAGUCGAACUGAUCUGGACCCACGGGUUUUGUCCAACACAGGCUGGGGCCAAACACAGAUCCGACAAAACAUAGCCUGGGAUGUCGAAGAACAGGGAGGACAGAAUAAAGGUGGAUUGUCAUCAGCUUCAUCAAAACAUCCAUCUUCACAUGGUAGUAGUUCUCAGUUUUCUGGUGGACAAAGGACCCAAAUCACUGAAUCAGUGGGUCCAGGGGUCAAUCCUUCCCAGGUUCCAUCUGCCGGGUCUUCUGGAGAGGGUUGGGAGAGCAGCAGUAACAGUAGCAGUAGUGGGGCCUCUCUGUCUGGGAGAGCCCCACCACCUUCAGGCCCCAACUUGAGGAAUCUUGGCGUUUCACAAUCUGGGCAAGUGACCACAACAGGCUCGGGUAUGGGGUCAGGGGUAAUACCAGGACAUAACCAGCAGGGGAAGACUAUAGGCUGGGGUGGAGAAGGGAUGGGGGCUAGGGAUGGCAAAGAGGCCAAAGGCUGGGGGAAUGAGGAAUGGAGAGACAGUAGUAGAGGAGGAAAUGGAGCAGGAUGGGGUGAUAAUGGGCAACAGGGUGACCCAGCUAGUGGAGGCUGGGGAGGAAAUCGGGAAAAUCGGGAGGAGAAAGGGGCAGGGGGUUGGAAAGACAUGGGUGGGAAUGGUGGAGGAAGUGGGUGGGGAUCUGGACAGAAGGCUGGGGCAGGAAGGGACUGGGGUGAGCAAGAGUCCAAAUCAAACAGUGGAGGAGGAGGAUGGGAGGCUGAGAGGAAGACUGGAGGAGGAAACUCAGGUGGGGAUACAGGUGGGGGUGGUUGGGGAAGCUGGGAUGAUAAUGCUCCUCGGAGAACCUGGGGAGCAGGGGGCACAGGAGGCGGAGGGAGUGGAGGAGGGGGUAUGGGCGUUGUUGGGGGGAUGGGGUCCAAACCCCAUCAAAAUUGGAGUGGAGGAAACAAAAUGCACCAGAUGCCAAACAGCCAGUUGGGCUCCAUCACAGGCCCUCAGGCACAACUGCAACAGCAACAAUCACAGCCCCGCAAUCAGAAUCCACAGCUGCAGCAAGCGUUGGACCAAGGGGCUAUGCAAGGGGGCGGGGGAAGGAAACUUGUAUCUCAAGCCCAGAAUCAGAACCAAAGCUCAGGCUGGACCUCAGGGCCCAUCCCUGGUGGUCCCGCAGGAGGUGGAAGUGGAUCUGAACCAAGUGGCUGGGAGGAACCUUCACCACAAUCCUUAAGCAGGAAGAAUGAGAUUGAUGAUGGAACAUCAGCAUGGGGUGACCCAACCCAUAGCAACUACAAGCCAGUCAACUUGUGGGAUAAGAACGGCGCCCCUGCUGGCCAGCAGCUGCAUCAACAGCAGCAGCAGCAGCCACAGCAACAGCAGGGACCUGCGAUACAGCAGCAGUGUAGUAGGCAGGCUGCAGGGCCCGGAGGUAACAGAGACUUCAACACUGGCCAUGGACCUGCGAAAGCUUCAGCUAUGGAUCCAUCAGGUUGGGGUGGUACUUCCCCAUCUAGUCCUACAGUAGACAAUGGCACAGCAGCAUGGGGAAAGUCUACUGAGGCCCCUGCUGGCUGGGGAGACCCUGACAAUGCUAGCGCAAAGACGACAAGCUGGGGAAACCCUUCUCCCAACCCCAUCAAAUCCGGUACAAAGUCUAUGCAAGAUAGCUGGGGCGAAAAAGAAUGCUCGGUGGCAGCCUCGCGUCACUCAAGCUGGGAGGAUGAGGAGGAGGGAGGCGGCGGUGGAGGCGGCGGCGGCGGUGGCGGUGGUGGCAUGUGGAACAGCACCGGCUCCCAGGGAAGCGGUUCAUCUUGGGGACAGGGAAGCAACGGCGGCUGGGGACAGACCCACCCCGGGAAGAAGCCCAACAUCAAGGGUCCACUGAAGGCUGGUGGAGGAGACUCGUGGAUGAGCCCCAUUAACAGGCAGUUCUCUAACAUGGGGCUGCUGAACGAUGAUCCCAGUGGCCCAAACAUUGACAUGGCUCCGGGUUCUCUCCAGGAGAAGAAGAUGGAGGCAGAGAAAAGAGGCAUGGGAAUGAAUGACUACAAUGGAGACAUGAGGAAGGGAGGUAGAGGAGGAGGGGGGAUGCCAUACCGUCCACCUGGUUCAAAAGAAGCAGCACCUGGGGAUGUUGGCUCCUACUAUGACAAGACCUUGCCUUUGACCAAUCAGGAUGGUUGCCUUGGGGAGGAGGGUCCUUGCUCUCUGUACUCACCACCCACUGUCUACAAGCCCCAUUCCCUCUUCAACCAUACUAUCCCUUUUAGACAAGGCGGUCACAGUAUCUUUGGGAGUGGUGGAGGGAUGGCUCAGUCAAGACAUCAGCCAAGUGUCCCACCCAUAAACCAGUCCCCAGGGAUACGAGCGCAAGUGCCUCAUCAGUUCCUGUCACCGCAGGUGCCAGGCUCCGUGCUGAAGCAGAUGCCCCCUCCCAGCGGGAGCGUGGGGGGUGUUGGCGGCGUGGGAGGAGUGGCAGGAGUCGGGGGAGGUGUGUUCCCUCCACAGCUGUCCCCCCAGCACAUCGCCAUGCUCAGCAGCAUCUACCCACCGCACAUUCAGUUUCAAUUGGCUUGUCAGCUCCUCCUCCAGCAGCAGCAGCCACAACAGCAGCAACAGCAGCUGCUGCAAAAUCAGAGGAAAUUCACGCCAAAUGUGAGGCAGCAGGCUGACCCCCAGCAGUUGGCCAGGAUCAUGGCAGUGCUCCAGCAGCAGAGACAGCAGCAGCAGGUAGGAGGUCUAGGCGGCAGCUCCAAACUCUCCCCCUCCCACCACGGUGUAGGUGGUAUGGGAGGUCCCAAACUGCCUGUGGCUGAUCCCCUGCCCCAUCCAGGCCUGUCAGGAUCUGUGGCUGACCUCCACCCCAAAAAUCUCGGACCUUACAGUGGGUUUAGUUCUGGGAUGAACAUCCCUGGUCUGGACCUGGGUGGUUCUGUCGUGGGGGGGCCUGGGGGCAUGAAGGACCUUGGGGUUCAGCAGUCCCGCUUCAAAUGGAUGAUGGAGGGACACUCGUCUCCAGACACAACAACACCUGAGAAUGCAUUCCAUAAAAACGGUCCUAUCACCCCCAUAAAGAUGCCUGGGGGCUCACCCUACUCUCAGUACGACAUGAUGGUUGGAGACGGCCUGGGUGACAACUGGCACCGCACCCCUGGCAAGAUGGUCCCCAAGCCAACGACCACAACCAGCUGGCCACCUGAGUUCCAGCCCGGUGUCCCCUGGAAGGGAAUUGACCGUGUCGACCCCGAAUCCGACCCCUACAUGACCCCAGGGAGCAUGAUGGCAAAUGCAGGUUCCCCCAACCUCAAUGAUACUGAGCACCAGUUGUUACAAGACAAUACAGAUUCCACCCCUCCCCUCAACACCUUGCUGCCUUCACCUGGUGCCUGGCCCUACAGUGCCUCAGACAGUCCCCUCAACAACGCACACAACUCAGCAAAGUACACAGACUACAAGACCAGCUGGCCCCCAGAGCCCAUCGGACACAAGUCCUGGAAAGCCAGCCGCGGCACCAGCCAGACCCAGCUUUCCCGCCCACCUCCAGGACUAAUGAGUCAAAAGCAGCCAUCGUCUUCCCCUUGGUCAGGAGGAGCCCCUCGGCUGCCUGGCAGGGGCUGGGGCGGAAGCUCCAGCACCUCUGGCUCUUCUUGGAGUGACGGCAGCUCUCGGGAAAGCUGCUGGUUGGUGCUCAGCAACCUCACACCACAGAUCGAUGGCUCUACACUGAGGACCAUCUGCAUGCAGCACGGCCCCCUGCUGACCUUUCACCUUGGCCUGACCCAGGGCACAGCUCUUAUUCGCUAUGGAUCCAAACAGGAGGCAGCCAAGGCCCAGAGUGCACUCCACAUGUGUGUUCUGGGUAACACCACCAUCUUGGCAGAGUUUGUGAGCGAAGAAGAUGUGGCUCGCUAUAUUGCACAUUCCCAGGCUGGAGGAACAGGUAACGGAGGAACUGCAUCCAGCUCCGCAGGGUCCGGGCCCACAACGACCUCCGCGGUGGGGGCCAACAGCAACGGAGGAAGCUGUGAUAGAGGUGGAGUAGGAGGCGGCAGCGGGGGAGUAGAAGGAGGAUCCACAACUGGAGGAGCAGGAAACGGGGGGGCAGGGCCCACAAGCUCCGGGUGGCAGAGUAUGGACAGCACAGGCAGCUCAUCGGACCCGUCCUCCUCCCAGGGGUCCGGGCUCGGCAUCUUCUCACAAUGGAGCAACAACGGGACCGGGAUGGGUGGGUCCGGAGGUGUGGAGGCUGGAAGGCAGGGCCUGUGGGGGGGAAUGGGCGGGAUGAGCGGGGUCGGGUACCAGAGCAGCAGCCUAUGGGGUUCCCCAGCACUGGAUGAUCGUCACCAGAUGGGUAGCCCCGCCUCGCUGCUUCCAGGGGACCUGCUGGGCGGUGGGUCUGAUUCCAUCUAAGGGUCCUGACUGACACAAACACAAUCAUUUUACACCCAUUGUAAUACAAAUGUCACACUCUGCACUUACUUACAUGCGGAGAUGACGUGAAUAAAAGCUACACUGGUCACCUAACACACAUACAUUCAGUACACGCACAUAUCAUUUUCACACACACAUUAAACCGCUUAACUUUAAAUGAAGAUAACAGUGAAACUUGAACCGGGGGGAAAAGGUGAAAUCCAUUUAUUCAUCCUCUUUAGGACUCAACUGGACAGCUCUUUGUCUUUUUACUCCAAAUCCCAUCUGCUUUCAGAGACCCAGUCACUCAGGCAUGCACUGUAGACAGGCUCAGCCAGAGUCGUACACGUCGUCGACAAGUUUAGCUAUUGCUGUUUUUAGUGUUCCACAGUUAUUUCCUUUUUUUCUUUUUGUAUGACUAUAUUUAAUGGUUGAAUCUCAAAAUUCAGACUUGCAAACUGAGCCCUCGUAGACCAGGCAGGCGUACUUCUGAGUUCUCAUGUUUGGAAGCCUGAGAGUCGGAAGGAUCUGGAGUUUGUAGAAAAUUGGUCGGACGGCGCCACACUACUGAGUCAAACGGACGAUCAGCGACCUUUGAGAUGUGGAAGAGGAGAGUGUUUUUAGUUGGUACUGACGCCUCUACCUUGGUGGAAAUAUGCCAUCAACAUGGGACCCAGGGUUUAAAAAAUCUCAACAAAAACAACAUUAGCCAAACUUGCACUAUAUGCCUUUGGGUUUGUUGUUGACACAUCAUUCACAAAUCCCUCCAUUUUUGAAACAGAGCUACAACACAACAACUACACAGACCUAACCAGGACGACUUAAAUGUUACAACAGCAGUGGCCUUGGCUAACACCCAGCGGCCGCUCGCCUGCCUGCCCGCCAUGUCAGCAGCAUCACACCUUCUCAUCAGUUACACACUGCUCUUAUAUUUGACAAGCAAAAUUGUAUCUCCUUGUUGAUGUACGUCGGUUGUUUAUCAUUUUUUUUUUUCUGUUUUAAAAGAAAAAGAGAAACGUGUGAAACUUUGUGGAAAAUCCAGAGAUGUCCUCUCUUUUUUUUUUUUUUUUUUUUUUUUUUGCCCUUCAAACACUGACCUCGCUAUUAUAUUUUUUCUUACUCAAGAAAUCAAGUUGGUUAUUAUUAUAUAUUGUCAUGACGUUAAUGAUGACUAUGAUCACUUAUUUACUCGCUGUACAAGGUGCCCUCCUGCCUGCCUGUGUGUGCAUGAAAGGAGCGUUGACAGUAUGACCGAAUGGAGGAGGACGUGAUGAAGAUGAAGAUGAUGAUGAUAGGAGUGUCUGUGUUAUUGCUACAAUGUUGAAUGUUUUUUCUUUUUUUUUUUCUUGUCCAUGAGAUUCAUGAGAAAUGUGUGUGAGUGUGAGAGAGGGUGGGUAGAUGAAUGGAUGUAUACACGUUUAUGUGCUUGACUGACUGUUGUGAUAGCUAAACAAGUUCAAAAACAUCGGCACUAUUGCAUACGUCUCUUAAGUUGUGUUUUUUUUAGCAGCGUUUUGUUCCCGUUUGUGUUUUCUCUGUCAAAUGCAAUAAGAGAAUGAUAUUUUGUUUUUAAGACGAAGCAAACAACUGAAGGCAUUUCUGUUAGCGAUGCCAAAUCCUACCAUACCAAGCUGAGCUGGAACAGUGUUUUACAGACACGUUAAAGACAUUACAUAUGUUUUACUGUUUGUUUGUUUAUUAUGUAUCAAUUUAAAUUAAGUCAGUCUUUAUUAUCACUCCUGUUCAGGACGUUUUCGUUUAUUUCAGAUGUUACAAAAAGGAGAGGAAAUUAAUUUAAAGCAGAAAAGAACAAGAUAAUAAAGGUUGAAUUGAA
Molecule: messenger RNA, 8636 nt
Organism: Hippoglossus stenolepis (Pacific halibut)
Lineage: Eukaryota; Metazoa; Chordata; Actinopteri; Pleuronectiformes; Pleuronectidae
Gene: tnrc6ba
Product: trinucleotide repeat containing adaptor 6Ba
Exons: 23
Coding region: 356-6802 (2148 amino acids)
Biological process (GO): miRNA-mediated post-transcriptional gene silencing; positive regulation of nuclear-transcribed mRNA poly(A) tail shortening
Cellular component (GO): nucleoplasm; P-body
Molecular function (GO): nucleic acid binding
Source: RefSeq, a predicted model, not a curated record